AUGAGCUACAUCACGAAGCGCGCGCUGUCCACCCUUAUCCCGCCCAAGGUGGCUUCUCCCAAUGCUAUCGGAUCAUCGCCGAAUGCUCUCCGCAUGCAGAAGGUCGUAAGCUUCUACGAGAAGCUCCCGCGAGGCGCUGCCCCCGAGGUGCAGGCCAAGGGUCUUUUGGGUCGCUACCAGAAGAGGUACUUUGGCAAGAAUGCCUCUGCUAUGCCUCUGGUUCACGUAAUCGGCGCUCUUAUUGCUCUCGGCUACGCUCAGAACUACUACUUCCACUUGCGCCAUCACAAGAACAAUCCCUCCGUUGCCACGACAGACCUACAGAUUGUUAUGGCAGAGCAGAUCACCCACGAUGUGGUAAAGGAAGCACAGUCGGUGGGUGGCCCCGCGCCCAUCGACGACACUGCAUCAACUACCAACAACUCCGCCGGCAACGGCGAGGCGCCCUCGGGCCUAAACACACACGACUUGAACCCUUCCGACGACCCUACUAGCACGAGCGCGACAGCCCCAGCAAGUGCUGCCAACGCGGCGCGACCAUUCGAGACUGCCGAUGGAGGGAUUGGUAACGCCCCCGCCGCGACUUUGGAUCGCCAGGUGACACCCGAUACGCCUUCAAACGAGAAGAGGGAACCGUUAGUGAACGGCGACACAGGCGAGAGCUCCGCAACGGAAUCUCAAAAUGCACUUGGGGAGGGCAGCGUUGGAUCAGACACGGAUAUCAGUCGUCCUGGGAGUGUAGACCCAACGAAGCAGCCAGGUGGACACUUGCGAACUAACUCCACGGUCAAAAAACCUGCAGCGUUCAAGUCUGUUUCUGUGACGAAGAACUUUCUGGCAAAGUCGGCUGUGUCUGCACCCGUUGCACGCCCAGGCGACAAGGUCCCACCAUCUAGCUCUGUAGCCGCAUCAGCUGUGCAGACUGCUAGGCCCCGCCUCGUUGCCAAGUCUGGCGGUAGCAAUACACCACGAUCAUUGGGGAAGCUUAAUGGGGCAGGUUCAGGACCGGACGCCAGCAAAGUGUGGAAUAAGAAUCAACCAAUUCCGCCUGCGCCACCGAAACAAUUCACCGAUGAAGAGCUCAAACAGCAGUACGGUAUUCAUUUGGCAACCAGACUGCAAGCGGACGAGGCUGGAAAAGAGGCGAAAUGGGCAGACAUUGAUGAUGACGAGGAUGACUGGGCCCCGGAAACAGUACAGUGGAUGGACGGUACUAAAUCGACUGUUGCGGCGGAAAAUCAACCACCACCCCCUGAGGAGCCUAAAUCCAUACCGAAGACAGAAGCGCCUGUGGCAGCUGCGAAACCCGCACCAACACCGACACCGGCUUCGAGCACACAGAGGUCCGGUAUGACUAGUGGGACGAAAACAAUCUUGAAGCCAGGAGCAAGCGCGCAAGCAAGUGCUACUAAACCGAAAGGCCAGCCUGAAAAGCCUACACUGGUGUCCAAACCAUCUUCUGCUGCUCCAGUGAAGUCGCCUUGGGCCCAACUACCUCCAGUCGAAAAGGUGUCUCCCAUACAGAUAAAUGCGCCAGCACAACAGCCCCUGCCUCGUUACACCAGAGAUUCAUAUGGUUAUGAUGAAAUGCCGCCCCCGCAUGCUCUGGCGAAGGAAAUAGCACCGGACGAUUUCAAUCGUGCUUGGCGGGAUGAUCGUGGCCAUCGAGAGCUAUUCAAUUCACAUAGUGGUCGCUAUGAGCCAGUCGGCGAAAUGAGACGCGGCUCGGUGCGAGACAAUGCCUACCGUCAACAACCGUCCGUCCUCCAGCGACCAUCACAAGAUGGUCCUGCGGAGCCUUCCGCAGCCUUCCAAACCUCAAGGACAAGCGCCGAUGGGCCGGGCUGGGGCCGACGAAGGAACUCCUCAAAUGUUAGUGGAGGCAGCGGUCGCCGCAUGUCCUUCGAUAGACGGGGUCCCGACCUACCUCCUUUGCCCAUGAACACGCAACGACGAGAUUCGCAAUCGGUAAAUGGUUUCGAUGCUGGCAAUCUAGGUGCGCCACGGCACGCGUUGCCUACCAAGCCAGGAUCUACGGAUCAACCGACAUCGACAGAAGCUGAAGACCUGGCGCAGGCUACAUCUCCAAAUGCGGUGCAUGUACAACCUGCAAACUUGGCACAGACUGCAUCUCCAAAUGCAGUGCAUGUACAACCUGCAUCGCCGUUUGGAUCUGCAGGCUCAAAUGAUACCGGCACGCCUGGUGCUCCCUCACAGAUUCAUAAUCUUGUCGAAGUACAAGAGCGACUCCUACAUUCGAACAUUGAUGCGAUAAAGCUGCGAAAGCAGAGGGAGAAGGAACAGGAGGCGAAGGAAGAAGCAGAACGAAAAGAGCGACUUCGCAAGCGUUUAGAAGCGAUGGGAUUCUCAGACGAUGCUAAAUCGAAAACGAAGGAGACGUCCCCAUCGCGAGCUCCUCAAAAGUCGCCGCAGAAAGAUAAGGCAGUGCCAGCCACGGUACAGUCCCCACCGAAGCCACCUGUGCCCACGUCCGAAGGCGAGGUAGCUCAAUAUGGGAUGAUGAAGGUCCAUCAGGCUCAACCAGUCAGGAAACCAGCCUCUGUUGAACCAGCGUCCAAGCCUGCUGCUUCUAAGCCGAGUCCCUCACCAAAGAAGGCGCAGACUGAAGUCCAGCCGCUGCCUUCACUUGCUCAGUCUAUUACGCCCGUGAACGACUUAUCUCGCGAGAGUAAUAAUUCUAAACCUCGAAACGAUCACGUACAAGCGCAGGCGCAGCAACUGCGACCGGUUGUCGCGGCAGAUGAUAAAGCGAGUCAGCCUCCACAAGGACCUUGGUCAUCGACACUUCCUCCACAGCGUCCAGCUGGCUGGGGCUCGAGCGGCUCGAGCGUUUGGGGACCUCCUCAAACUAGAGACAGGGCUCUUGGGAACGGCACUUUUGGUCAACAGGUGACGGCCCCACCGCAGGCGAGUGUGGCACCGAUUGGACUCAAUUCCUCUGUGAAGAACCUACCUCCGCAGCCGCAGGCCGCUCCCAUCCAGCAGUUCGCGCAACAGAACAUGUACCCUCAAGCUGUACCAAGCCUAGCUCAAGGUAGCGCGGUCCCCAAACCUGGGCCCAUCGCCCCCCCUCCCACUGACAAAGGUUGGGGUAAUUUCCAGGCACAUAUCCGCCAGGAUGACCUCGAUGUACGUGCGAAAGCUGAACGAGAACGCGAACGCGUGGGUGCAGACUUCCGCCCAGAACUCCGGGAAACAUACACAGACCAGAAGGGCAAGACGGAAUCAACACUACACCCUAGGGUGGGUGGCAUCGAUCCUACCAGUUCAAAUACAACUGCUGCGCCCGACAUAAAACCAAAGCACGAGGUUUCCAAAACACAUGAGGGGUCUGCCCCGGCCAGUCAAGGCGCUCCGCAUCAAUCGGCUACGCAAGGCGGCCGCUCAUCGCGCUUUUUCCCUAAACCCCAGCCAGCUGCCAAACAAGAGUCACCUCCACCUCCUGAGACAGAAUCCCAUCCAGCAUUCAGUGGGGACACAUCGCACCCCGUUGUGAAGAUGCCAAAACCCUCACCGCGCGUACGCCUACCGCCUACUGCUGGGGGACCCACGGCGCAGGCUGAGGCGCCUGUGAGUAUGCCGUCCCGCAGUCGCCUUGGUCUCGGAGCGCGACCUCUCGCCCUCACACAGGAAUGGCAAGCGAGGUUCAAUAGCCUUUUGGAUAAGACGCCUGCCCCAGGAGCGGCCCCGGCCCCAAUUACUAGGUCCUCGCCCUCGGUCCAAACAUCGCUCAACUCCAAGCCCGGGUCUCUCGCGAUAGCACCGUCGUCGAAAGCCCCUCUUGAAGUCCGCGAAUCUUCUGCCUCUGCCACCGUUUCCCUUCCAGUAUCUGUCAAUCGAAGAAGCUUCGUCAACGAUGGCAGUAGUGAUAUCACGACUCGCAGCGGCGCUGAAGAUCUCCUGGAGGAUAGAGAAUUUGGCUCUUUGCCGACAGUGAAGGUUCCUAAAACCCCCCAUCUGGCCGCCAAUGAGCCGCCUGUUGGUUUCCCGCCGAAUGGCCGUCAGUAUUCAAAGUAUGGAAGCAAAUUUUACCCUACAAGUAAACCUACUUUGCAGGAGGACAAGCCAGAGAAACAUGACAACACAAUUGAUGUUAUCAUUCGUAUGGGCAAUAUUGAGGAAAUAAUAACGAAGUCAAUGCCAAUCAAGCGCAAAGGAGGCCGAGGUUAUGGUCAACAGAAGCCACGACGCAGUCCCACAAACGGUACGGGCAAUACGCCUUCUACCGGGCAGAACACGCGUACACGCAAGCCUGCAAAUUACCAGGGUCAAGGAACGAGCUCGAAUAGCUCUACUCGCAGCCCUGCAGGCAACGCAUGGUCGAAUAAUCGAUCUGCCCCAGCUCACACCAACCCUUGGACAACCAAGCGGCAAACGCCCUCGGCCCCGGUCCACUAA
Didymosphaeria variabile is the source of this 4419-nucleotide messenger RNA. RefSeq lists its product as uncharacterized. Bases 1 to 4419 code for a protein of 1472 amino acids. Gene Ontology annotation, biological process: proton motive force-driven ATP synthesis. The transcript is spliced from 7 exons. The record is from RefSeq and is a predicted model, not a curated record. Lineage: Eukaryota; Fungi; Ascomycota; Dothideomycetes; Pleosporales; Didymosphaeriaceae.